Molecule: messenger RNA, 2207 nt
Organism: Oenanthe melanoleuca
Lineage: Eukaryota; Metazoa; Chordata; Aves; Passeriformes; Muscicapidae
Gene: VAMP2
Product: vesicle associated membrane protein 2
Exons: 5
Coding region: 512-859 (115 amino acids)
Biological process (GO): vesicle fusion; SNARE complex assembly; vesicle-mediated transport
Cellular component (GO): plasma membrane; SNARE complex
Molecular function (GO): SNAP receptor activity; syntaxin-1 binding
Source: RefSeq, a predicted model, not a curated record
GAGUGUGAGGUGAUGUCUAAGCCAGAAGCGAGGGCUGUACCUCAUCUGAGACACAACCUCCCCAGAAUCAGUGCUUGGUCUGGCCGUUUAUCUGUCUCUGGAUUUGCUCUGCGGGUUUUCAUCCACGAGCCCUCACCCACGACAGCAGGGAUUGAACGGCAGCACCUUCCGUCAUUCUCCUCCUUUUAAAAAAAUGUUUCUGCCUAGCGAGGAGAGGCAGAGAGAAGGUGGCUAGAGAAACACAGGCUGGUUUUCCCGCAGCCCCGCUGCGGGGCCACACCCAGCGCCGUGCGGGGCCGCCCGGAGCGCUCGGCCGGCAGCGGGUGUGCGGGCACCCCGAGCCUCGCCCCGCUCCCACCCUGUGAUGCGAGCCGCAGGCAUGCUCAGUAGCCGGAGCCUACCCCUCCUCUCCCGGCAGCAGAGCCUACAACAGUAGAGCCGGCUGGCAGCAGGCGCGGAGCCGAAAGCCAUCUUUGCUGGAGAGGAGCAGCGCAGCCGCCCGCCCCUCGCCAUGUCUGUUCCAGCUUCUGCCCAGGGUCCCAGCGGUGCUGCAGGGGCUGCAGGGCCCCCUCCUGCCACCAAUGUGUCCAGCAACAAGAGGCUGCAGCAGACACAAGCCCAGGUGGACGAGGUGGUGGACAUCAUGAGGAUGAACGUGGACAAGGUGCUGGAGAGGGACCAGAAGCUGUCAGAGCUCGACAACCGGGCAGAUGCAUUGCAAGCAGGUGCCUCACAGUUUGAGACCAGUGCAGCCAAACUGAAGAGGAAAUACUGGUGGAAAAAUUGCAAGAUGAUGAUCAUCCUUGGUGUAGUAUGCGCAGUCAUUCUCAUUAUAAUUAUAAUUUAUUUCUCCACUUGAAAAAGCAAAGAAGGAAGACUUGGCACAACUUUGUUCAUAUCAACCGACGAUAUCAGUGUUCCUUUGUUGAACUCCGCUUUUUAAUUCCCGGUGUCUUGGGAUUUUUGCUUGUAAUAACCCAUAAGCAUUCAGUGUGGUGUAUUUUGGAAUUCUGUUGUUUCCACAAGAAACUGUACCAGCUAAAUACUGCCAAGUAGUUCCAUACACUGUCUAAUCACUGUGUCUUAAAAUGUGUACGCACUGACCUUCAGAAACUGUAGUAUAUGAAAAGCAUCCUAAAACAUCUCAGAAUCAGAGAAUGCAGCUGUGGGGAAGCUCCUGUUUAAAGGGACACUGUCAGGUGGAUUUGGACCCAAAUCUAAGGUUGCAGAAAAUAAAAGGACCAAAAUUCUCAAUCUGAGCUCCUCAAGUUGGAUGGCAAAAUCCAUUGUCAGAUGUAUCUGUUACUCCCACUGAAGAGAGUUACCUAUAGUAUUCAUGUAAGAUAUCAUAUUUCAAUUUAGCCAACCAAACAUGGACUUUUUUGAGAUUAAAUGUAGAAUCCAAGUCUAAAAACGUUGUCCGCAGAAAAUAAAUUAAGACUGGUUUAUCAUCUUUCAUGCAUUUAAUUUUUUUCCUUAUAAGAAAACACCUCAUGGUGUUCUGAAUAACCAAGAUGGCCUCAAUAUGAAAGCCAGGAAAAAAAAAGCUGGUAUGAUAAAAAGCAUUAGUUAGCACAGCCCUGAAAAAGCCAAGGGAAAUGCAGAAGUGGUAAUACAAGCAUCACAAUGACUCAGGUACAGUCUCCUGCUGAAAACUCAGCAUUUGUCAGGUUUCAUGGGACAUCUCUUGAAUACCAAUUCCCAAUUAUUAGGCCCUGACUUAAAGCCCAUGGGCAGUGUUGGUGAUGUCUGUGGCUGCCCAGCUCUGUUGGAGGAAACUGCCUCUGCAGCAGUUUGCAGAAAUGGUCCCCACUGCCAGGAUGGUUCAAAAAUCAGGAAGAAGGGAGGGGGGAACAGUGGGGAGAGGCUGAGAAAGGGAAGGAUGCCUAACAAAGCUUUCCUGGAGAAGAGGGAGGAACAGAAACACUGUUCAAAAUAGUGGUGUUAAUAGGCUUAAAAAAAAUAUAUAUUUUAAUUUGUGCAUGCUGACAGUUCAUAAACUAUAGUGUCAUCUUUGUAAAGUGCUCAUCUGAGAGACCAAUUACACUCAAUUAAUUUAAAUUAGCAUUUAAAUUAGCAUUUGAUGUAAUUAGUAAUUAAAAGAAAUUAUAUAUUAUGGCUUGAGAGGAAGUUACUGUAUGAUCUUGUGAAUUUCUUGUUUCUUUCUUUUUGAAACAGUGAAUAGUUUAAUCAUCCUUAACCAAACU